Molecule: messenger RNA, 204 nt
Organism: Paraphaeosphaeria sporulosa
Lineage: Eukaryota; Fungi; Ascomycota; Dothideomycetes; Pleosporales; Didymosphaeriaceae
Exons: 1
Source: RefSeq, a predicted model, not a curated record
GACUGUGUUAUAGAGUACACGCUACCAAGUGUGGAUCUUAUUGACGUGAUUUUGGGUGAUCCUGAUUGGGCUGAGACGCGGGCAGAUCAGCGAGAUUGGGUGGAUGUGGAUAAGGCGUUGUUGACUUUUGGGUUUUGUACGAAGUAUGUUGAUCAAGGGAAGGUGGUUGAGCGGGCACAGUCGAGGAGGUGGUCGACGACUUAA